UUUAUUGUUGCGUUUCUGAGGCGCGAGCUGACAAUUGGUGUGGUGGCCGCUCCCCCUUUUUUGUUGCAUGGCAACAAUAAACAAUUGUAUUGCGAAAGGGGUCCCCAAAGGAGUUGGUGCUGGGCGGAGUCAGUGCAGCUCUUGAGAUUCAGGGAGGCGGGGAAUACCUGAUCCCACGCUUGCUGAGACAGAAGUCACAGCAGGAUUAUGCCCCUCAGGGCAAGAGGAAGGUGGGAGCUCGGCUGUGGCUUUAGCCUGGCCCAGACUUAAAGGCUAGGUCAAGGACCGAGUCGGGAGUUGGAAGGACCCUGUGGGAAAAAGAGGGCUGGACGGGAAGGAGGGGCCAACGGAGGAUUCAGUGUUAAAGUUCAGAAACUGCAGCCGUAACCCAAGAACAAAGUUGCAUGCAGAGCCAACCUAGGAGCUUCAAAAUCGGGAUUCCUUACUGAGAAAGGCCGGAGCCUUAGCAAUCCAAGAAGCUUAAAAUGUCUGCUGAAUCUUCCCCUUCAGUGACCUUAUACUGUGGUGGCAGGUGGAACUGUAGAUGUAUAACAUAAACCAGUUAACAGAUCCCAGGGAAGCAGCAGCCAUCGAGGCUAAAAGAAAUCGAGAAAAAGAGCGACAAAACCGAUUCUUCAAUGUGCGGAACCGAGUCAUGGGGGUGGAUAUCCAGGCCCUAAACGACCAGGUGGCAGAGCGAAAGCGUCGGGAAGCAGCAGAAAAAAGCAAGGAGGCAGCUUAUGGUACCAGCCAGGUGCAGUAUGAUGUGGUAGUCCAGAUGUUAGAGAAGGAAGAGGCAGAACGAACACGUCGGCUGGCCAAGAAAGUCCAGGAUUUUCGGGAGCAGAAGCAGCAGCUCAAGAUUGGGCGUGAAUUUAAUCUUUGGGAUCCAGACCAAGUCUGGAAGGGGCUUCCGACCUAUCUUAGUUACAAUAAUACCUAUCAUGGUCCAUCCAGCCUGCAGUACUUCUCUGGGGAAGACCUAGACAGGGUCACACACCUGAGAAUGCAGCAGAUGCAGUUCAGGUAUGACUUGGAAUGGCAGCAGCAGGAACAACAGCAAGCCAAGGUUGAUGAGAAUUGUGCAGAUUCGCUCAGUGACCAGCUGCGCCUCGCCAUGGAUGCACAGGCCACCCAUCUGGCCAGGCUGGAGGAGUCCUGUCGCGUGGCCAUGACGUGUGCCAUGGCCAACGCCAACAAAGCGCAAGCAGCUGCACAGUCUGGGCAUCAGCACCAUGAGCGUCAAUGUGAACAGAAGGCCAAUCUUGCGGAGAUCAAGAACCAGAGCACAAGUGACCUACUGACUGAGAACCCCCAGGUCGCCCAAAACCGUACAGCUCCCCACCGGGUCCUGCCCUAUUGCUGGAAGGGCAUGACUCCAGAGCAGCGAGCUGCCAUCAGAAAAGAGCAGGAAGUACAACGCUUUGAGAAGGAAGCACAACGUCAGGCUGAAAAAGCAUUGGAUACUGAAUGGAAAAGCCAGACCAUGAGCUUGACCCAGGCAAUGCUGGAGCUAGAAGAGCAGGAGAGGAAAUUGUGUGCUCUGUUUCAGAGGGGUCUAGGCUCCUUCAACCAGCAGCUGGCUCACGAGCAAAAAGCCCAGCAGGAUUACUUGAACUCAGUAAUCUACACCAAUCAACCUACAGCCCAGUAUCACCAACAGUUUAACACCAGUAGCCGCUAAGUUCAGGAUGUUUAUCUCACCCUUCUCGUCCAUCAAGCUCACAAGUAGGAGUCAGAGAAAAAUGCUGCAUACUCCUACCUUCUAAACUAGUUAAUAAACUUCUUCACUCAAAA
Molecule: messenger RNA, 1797 nt
Organism: Callithrix jacchus (white-tufted-ear marmoset)
Lineage: Eukaryota; Metazoa; Chordata; Mammalia; Primates; Cebidae
Gene: RIBC1
Product: RIB43A domain with coiled-coils 1
Source: RefSeq, a predicted model, not a curated record